UGUGUUUACCAAACAAAUUUAAAUAUAUAUAAGUAUUUAAAAAAGAAAAACACUAAAAAACAUUAAAAUGGUACAAAACGAUGGUGUUAAUAAAAACCUUUUGAACGACAACAGGCAGCAUGCUGUUAUUGUGUCCAGCGGCGGGGGCAGCGACAACGGUAGUGGAGCCAAUCUCAAGACACAAAUCGUACCUGCCCAGCCAAAAACAUUGCAGCAUUUGCCCAAACGACCCGCCGUCGAUUUGGCAUUUCACAAUUUGACAUAUCGAGUCAAGGAAGGGAACCGAAGCAAUGCCAAAGUUAUACUGAAAGGAGUCAGUGGACGCCUACGGUCAGGUGAACUUACUGCCAUCAUGGGUCCUUCGGGUGCUGGUAAAAGUACAUUGCUUAACAUACUUUCCGGUUACAAAACAUCGAGCAUUGAAGGCGUCGUCACUAUGAACGGCCACGAACGUAACUUGAGCGCAUUCCGCAAAUUGUCGGCGUACAUUAUGCAGGACAAUCAGUUGCAUGGUAACUUAACUGUCCAGGAAGCAAUGACCGUGGCCACAAAUUUGAAAUUGAGCAAGAAAUUUACCAAACCUGAGAAGAAUUCAAUGAUUGACGAUAUUUUACUGACACUAAGUUUAAGUGAACAUCGUAAUACAUUGACGCGUAAUCUAUCAGGCGGACAAAAGAAACGUCUCUCUAUUGCCUUGGAGCUAGUUAGCAAUCCACCGAUUAUGUUCUUUGAUGAGCCGACGUCUGGUUUAGAUAGUUCAACUUGUUUCCAGUGCAUACAUUUGUUGAAAAUGUUAGCAGCUGGUGGUCGAACCAUCAUUUGCACCAUACAUCAGCCUUCAGCACGUCUCUUUGAAAUGUUCGAUCAAUUAUAUACGCUCGCCGAUGGACAAUGUGUUUAUCAGGGCAGCACAAAACAAUUAGUGCCAUUCCUUGGAACUCUCAAUUUAGAAUGUCCCAGUUAUCACAAUCCAGCCAGUUAUGUGAUCGAGGUUGCUUGUGGUGAGCAUGGUGAUCACACACGCAGAUUAGUCGAUGCUAUCGAUAAUGGCAAGAAAGAUAUACGCACAUCAGCCGAUUAUGCUAACUUAAAAGUACGUACAGAUCUAGUUAAGGUGCACAAUAUAAAAGCUAAUGUCAGUGGCGGUAAAUACGAGGGUAAUCUGACAAUGAAUAAUGGCAUUUUAAAUGGUAAUUUAGUGAAUGAUAUUGCCAAAGAUUCUAGUGUUUCCAAUCCCACUACAGCUGUGGUUAGUACUAAUGAAAAAGGUGAUGCUAUGAUCGAUAUGGAGAAAGCUGAUAAUUGCACAACAGCUUUGCUAUCGGCAGAAAUAACUUCCCCCGAGCGUUAUCCCACUUCACAGUUUCAUCAAUUCUGGGUUGUGCUUAAGCGUACACUCUUGUUUAGUUAUCGUGAUUGGACUCUGAUGUAUCUGCGCUUAUUUGCUCAUUUAUUGGUUGGUUUUCUAAUCGGUGCUCUCUACUACGAUAUCGGUAACGAUGGUGCUAAAGUCUUGAGUAAUUUGGGUUUUCUCUUUUUCAACAUGUUGUUCUUGAUGUAUACUUCCAUGACAAUAACGAUCUUAUCAUUCCCUCUCGAAAUGCCGGUACUAUUGAAGGAAAACUUUAAUCGUUGGUAUUCUUUAAAGUCAUAUUAUUUGGCUAUAUCUGUUGCUGAUCUACCAUUCCAGGCUAUUUUCUGUGUUAUUUACGUGACGAUUGUAUACUACUUCACCUCACAACCGUGGGAGAUGUUCCGAUAUUCCAUGUUCUUGGCUGCUUGUUUAAUGAUAUCAUUUGUGGCACAAUCUGUGGGUUUAGUUGUAGGCGCUGCUAUGAACGUACAAAAUGGCGUGUUUUUGGCACCAGUCAUGUCUGUGCCGUUCUUACUAUUUUCCGGCUUCUUUGUGUCAUUCGAUGCCAUACCCGUUUACCUACGUUGGAUUACGUAUCUAUCAUAUAUACGUUAUGGUUUCGAAGGUACUGCUUUGGCCACCUAUGGCUUUGGUCGUGAAAAACUAAGGUGUUUCCAAACCUACUGCCAUUUCAAGUCCCCAAUAACUACUUUAGAGGAAUUGGAUAUGGUGAACGCUGACUUCACACUUGACAUUGUGGCGCUCAUUGUCAUCUUUGUCGUAUUGAGAAUUUCAGCGUAUAUGUUUUUGCGUUGGAAAUUAAAAACAACACGAUAAUUUAAUCUAAGCAUUAAGAAACUAUGCUAAGCAAUGUGAAAUUAAGUGUUGAAUUUGUGAAAUUAUUAUUAUUUUUUCGAUAUGUACAAUAUUUUUAGAUUUUUUAAUUUUUUGUUUAUUUAGUUUUAUAAGUUCUUUAAGAAAAACGUGAUCUUUUGUUGAACAUAAUUUAAAAUUUUUUCUGUUUUUAUUUAUUAUUUUAUGUUGCACAUCGAUAUGCAUUCGAUUUGAAGUUUAGAAUUUUUAUUUCACAUCUCUGAGAUAUUUUCAAAGAACAACUUAUACAAAACAAAAACAAUUUAGUUUUAGGUACGAGUACAUAAUUUAUACAAAGUUACCAAUUACCUUAUAUAUAUACAUUACACAAAUUACACAUACACUUACAAUUUAUCAUAUACAUAAUAAUAAAUUGAUGUGGUUACUGUUUCAUAUAUUUGGAUGUAUUUUUAUAAAUAACAAAAUAACAAAAUAACAAAUUAUUAAUAAAUUCUGAAAUAUUGCCAAUUUUUAUAAAUAUUAAAAAAAAUUAUUGUAAAGGCUGGUUUCCAACAACAAUUAUUAGCAAUUGUCAAAAAUAAUGAAUUUUUAAAAAUUUAUUAUUUUCUCUACUAUAUUUUAUACAAAUAAAUUGUUUAUAUAGUAAAACAUUUUUGUUAAGUAAAUGAAAUAAAACUACAAAAUAAGCAAUAACGAACAAUUUGGCGAAACAUUUAUAUUUUUUAUAUUAAAAAUAUCUUUUUAUUAAGUAGUGACCGAUAAAAAAAACUUCUUAGUUCUAUCUAUUUUUCAUAAACUUUACAUACUAGUUUUUAACUACUAAAAAGAAAGCAUUGUGUAGGGAAUAAAAGCAUAAAUUGUUGUCUUAUUUAUAUAUAUGCAUAUAUAGGUAUGCAUAAAUGUUUAUGGAAUAUAUAUAUAUGUAAUAUAUAAUAUUAUAAUAAUAUACAUAUUUGAUAUUUGUAAAAAAUUUUAUAGUAUUUUAUAAUAAAUUUUUAUGUAUUU
Messenger RNA from Teleopsis dalmanni, 3193 nucleotides. Its product is annotated as ATP-binding cassette sub-family G member 1. The transcript is spliced from 7 exons. Gene Ontology annotation, molecular function: ABC-type transporter activity; ATP binding; ATP hydrolysis activity. The coding region runs from base 68 to 2191 and encodes 707 amino acids. Gene Ontology annotation, cellular component: plasma membrane. Lineage: Eukaryota; Metazoa; Arthropoda; Insecta; Diptera; Diopsidae. The record is from RefSeq and is a predicted model, not a curated record.